GUGUACGAGAUAUUAGUACGACGGGCGAGCUCAAGGGCCUUCACUUCGGUUUUUAUCCACCGCUACUAGUGCGAGAAACAAAGAGGUUAUCUUGAUAUCCUCCCCCUUCCCUUCUCGUACACUGACGUCCUGUCUCUAAGAAGUAACAGAAACAGCACCCUUUCAACAAUGCCGGGCCCAACAAGCAUUGCGGACGCCGUCGGGAUCCACUCGGUGGCCCUCCCUAUUGUCUUCCUCGUCGUCUACGUCGCGCUGUUCUUUGUGUUCUUGUGGAAACUCCGCAGGAACCCUGUGGCCGUCUUCAUCUUCAUGGUGGCCUUCUGCGUUUUCAGAGUGGCUGCCUUUGCCGUCCGUGCCGCCAUUGCCGCGUCCGACAGCCUCCAGAACGACCUCAACUGGGUCCUGACCGCCAACAUCAUCUACACCAUUGGCUUCUUCGGCCUGGUCUACUCUGCAUACAGCCUAUUGGUUCGCAGGGCGUUCGUCGUUCGUGACUUGCUGCGUGGCCCCUUCGGCAGGCUGCUCCCCCGCGUGUUGAUUAUUGUCCGAGUUUCUCUCGUCGCCGCCAUCACUCUCGGGAUUACCGGUGCCUGCUUGUUUGCUCUCGCGGACCCGGGCUCCGAGAAGAAAACUCUUGGAGACACACUCAGGCACGUUAGUCUGUGGAUCUUCUUGGUUCUUGUCGCGCUCCUUUUGGUGAAUUGCCUGUUUGUCUUGAGGCACGACCAUAGCCGGUCUAUGCUCGUCCUCACCGCCAUCGCCGCUCUUCUGUUUGCCCGCGAGCUCUACCAAAUCCUCGCCUGGAACAAGCCCGAGGCCACCGACGAAAUCUACUUCUUCACGCUCUCUUGUCUCACCGAGUUGAUCGCCGUCAUCCUCUUCCUGGUCCCCAACGUCGUGCCGAGCAAGAACGAAGUCGAGUUUUCGCCCCACCGUAACAAGGAUUACGUUUAGUCGUGCAAGUUUCUGCUUGCCAGUCCGAAUAUCGGGUACACCAACCAUUCCCCAUGUUUUUUCUUUGAUCGCGGGAGAACGUCUUCGGUCGGCGUGAACCGUUUUCCCCUCCUAACUUUCCCUAUCUUACAUUAAUUUCGAGAGACUGGCUCUCUCUUUCUCCUCUCCAUAAACCAUGUAGUGGCUGACUUUUCAAAAAUGUGUGCAUAGACUUCGUCGGCGUAUAUGUAUCAUUAUUCUGUACCAAAUUGUG
Molecule: messenger RNA, 1207 nt
Organism: Fimicolochytrium jonesii
Lineage: Eukaryota; Fungi; Chytridiomycota; Chytridiomycetes; Spizellomycetales; Powellomycetaceae
Exons: 4
Coding region: 169-954 (261 amino acids)
Source: RefSeq, a predicted model, not a curated record